Rubroshorea leprosula is the source of this 2821-nucleotide messenger RNA. NCBI's taxonomy places the organism in Eukaryota, Viridiplantae, Streptophyta, Magnoliopsida, Malvales, Dipterocarpaceae. The record is from the annotation of a GenBank genome assembly.
GGGAUGGAAGAGCAGAUAAAGGGAAGAGCGAGGCUGGCCCCAUGGAAGGGAAAGUAGCGAAGGGGAAGAAGGGAGUGUGCUCGAAGACUCAACCUUUUGUCAUCCAGAUGAAGCAACCUUCUGGGGAAAAGGACGCUGGUUCUCCAUCCGGUACGGCAAUGUCUCCUAGUGCUCGGUGGAGUGACUUGAUUGAGAAGGAGAAAGGGGAAUUUUACCCAUCCCUAAAGCAAAAGCCACUGCGUAGUUGGGCUUCGGUUGUGGAAGGGAAUAGGGAUAUCAGUAAAGGAUGGGAUUUGCAAUACAUAAAACCUCAAGAUCCAACUAGUGCUGUGGUUAUUACUGAGGAUGAGUGGGUUAAAGGGUCAAAGAUUUGGGAGAAUGCUCUUGUGCCAAAGGCAUUUAUGCUGCGAAAUGGAGUUUUCUUGUUUGAUUUUGGUAAUGGAGAUGCAAAGCAGGCGGUGCUAGAGAGGCGAUGGACAUUUAAUGGGCACCCUUUGAUUUUGAAACAGUGGACUCCAGAUUUUGAUCUUGACAAUUUGGAUAUCGCUAAAAGGCAAAGAGUGGCUUAUGCUCGUAUGCUAGUAGAGAUGGAAAUCAUGGACACUCUGCCCCGUGUAGUUCCUAUUAUUGGUCUUAAGGGGCAUGAAGAGAGAAAUUGUACUGCUAAGGCAAAAAAGGUGUGGGUUCCAAAAAAACCUGCCAAGGAGCAGGUCGUAAAUCAAAUAGUUGGCACGAAGUCUUCUGAGGGGAAUGAUGAAUUAUGUGGUGGUGAAGUGCAAACUGCUACUAAUUCAGCAAAUGUGAAGCAGAGUACACUUUCACAUACUUCUGGAAAGCUGAUAGUGGAAAGCAAUGAGCAAAGUCCAGUGCAACUGGAAGUGGGAGUUAUGAAGUCAGUGAAUCUGCAGAGUGAGACUAGUACUGGCACAGGGGAUAAAGAGAUGAUGCAAAAGGCAGCAGGGGGAGAAUCUUCUAAUAAAACAGAUUUGAGGGUGACCGAAGUAAUACAAACAGACCAAUUGCUACAUGUUGAAGUAUGCUCUACAGUUGGGGAUGUUAAAUUUUUGUGCACAAUUGUUUAUGCUUUUAAUACUUUUGAUGGUAGAGUAGCAUUAUGGGAUCAAUUUAGAGCUCUAGACGUUGAAAAUGUGCCAUGGAUAAUUUCUAGAGAUUUUAAUACAACUCUAAAUUAUGGUGAAAGGGUGAAGCCUAGUGUAGUUGUUUGGGGAGAUACCUCUGAGCUCAAGGAUUUUGUCAGUAGAAUGGAGGUUUUUGAUUUGCAAUUUUCAGGUGCUUUCUUCACUUGGAGUAAUAAGCAAGGGGAAAAUGACAGGCUGUGGUGCAAGCUGGACAGGGUAAUGGCUAAUUCAACAUGGGUUAGUGCAUUCCCAAAUACUUAUGUUGUCUUUCUAAAUCCACAAUCCUCAAAUCACUCACCCUCUUUAGUGACUGUGGAUGUAUUGAUGAACGAGAAACCAAGGCUAUUUAGAUUUUGCAAUGCUUGGUCUAAGGAUGAAAACUUCCUUGAUCUGGUUAGGGAAGCUUGGAGUGUGGAUAUUCAAGGAUGCCCUAUGUUUGUUCUAGUGCAGAAAUUGAAAUUGGUAACACAGAAGAUGAAGCAGCUACAUAAAAAUAGAUAUGGAAAUUUGGAGGGAAGAAUAAAAGAUAUGGCAGUAGAGCUACAAAAUGUUCAAGCUUCCAUGCAGAAUGCUUUAUUUGAUGAGACUUUGGCUGCAAAGGAAAAGGAACUUCAGCGUGAAUUAACUAAGCUUGAGAGAGCAAAUCUGUUCGUAAUUGCCCAGCAAGCUAAAGCAAAAGAAGGUGUUCAAGCAGUUGAUAUGAAUGUUAUUCGCAGGGGCAAAGUGUUAACUACUGAAGAGUCAGAAGAGUUAUGCCGGCCAUUUACUGCUAGGGAAGUGGAGACUGCCCUAUUUUCAAUUCCUUCUAACAAGUCACCAAGGCCUGAUGGAUUCACUUCAGGUGGGAAAAUCCUCAAGCAAAUUAAUGCCACCAAUAUUACUAUUGUUCCGAAGGUGAGUUGCCCAAAUGUUGUCAGUGAUUAUAGGCCAAUAGCUUGUUGUAAUGUCAUCUACAAGAUCUAUAACGACAAAUUUAUUGAUUUGCCAAGAUCUGUGAUGGAAUAUCUCACAAGGAAAUUGAAGGAGUUAGAUAUGCAGGAGAAGUUUAAAUAUCAUAGCAAGUGUCGAGUGAUGCAACUUACGCACUUGAUCUUUCCAGAUGACAUUAUGCUUUUUUGUAAGGCUGAUGAGGAGUCCACUGUUUUGAUGGUGCAAAAGUUUGAGGAGUUUUCUCGAGUCUCUGGGUUGGAAGUGAAUAGAAUGAAGAGUCAGGUUAUCUUCAGUGGUGUUAGAGAAGGGCAGAAAGUUGCUUUAAUUCAAAAGUUGGGUUUUGCUGAGGGACAGCUUCUAGUUAGAUAUUUGGGGUUGCCUUUGAUUUCAAAAAAGCUGUCUCCUGGGGCAUGUCAACCUAUUAUCGAUAAAAUUCAUCAGAGAAUUGGCUCUUGGGCAACGAAAUUUCUUUCAUAUGCAGGUAGAGUUCAACUAGUUAACUCUGUUUUAUUCCACAUUCAAGUUUUUUGGAGUGGUGCUUUAUUGAUUCCUAAGAAAGUGUUAAAGCUAAUUGAUGCUGCUUGUAGAAAUUUCAUUUGGUGUGGUAAAUGGAAUUAUAAUGCAAUGUCUCCUGUAGCAUAGGAUGAUGUAUGUGUGCCAAGGAAAGAAGGGGGACUAGGGGUGAAGUAGUUGCUGCAUUGGAAUAAGGCAGCAUUAGGCAAAUUGGUUUGGAAUAUAUGUCAACAUCAAGA